Lampris incognitus (smalleye Pacific opah) is the source of this 2922-nucleotide messenger RNA. RefSeq names its product coiled-coil domain containing 149a (gene ccdc149a). NCBI's taxonomy places the organism in Eukaryota, Metazoa, Chordata, Actinopteri, Lampriformes, Lampridae. The transcript has 12 exons. The record is from RefSeq and is a predicted model, not a curated record. Bases 83 to 1789 code for a protein of 568 amino acids.
GACCAGGACCGCAACAGACGGAACCAGGAUCCUUCACGUUUUUUUGUUUUGUUUUUUGCUUUGUCCUCUUGGAUUUCCAACGAUGCAGUCUUCUAAAAGGAGUGAGAGUGACUGGCAAGGGCUGGUGAGCGAGUUCUUGGUGUGCAAGCGCAAGUUGGAAAGUAAGAAGGAGGCCUUGCUCAUCCUGUCCAAGGAGCUGGAUACCUGUCAGCAGGAGAGGGAUCAAUACAAACUGAUGGCAAAUCAGCUCAGAGAACGCCACCAGGGACUGAAGAAGAAGUACAGGGAGCUAAUAGAUGGUGACCCUUCUUUGCCGCCUGAGAAACGCAAUCAGGUGAACCUGGCACAGCUGCUGAGGGACUCGAGGGAGCGAGGGAAACAGCUCGGCGAGGAGGUGAAGGAGCUGACGCAGCGGCUGGCUGAGGCCCAGGGGGAUAACAAGUUGCUGAGGAUGACCAUUACCCGCCAGAGGCUGGGAGAUGAGGAGGUGGGGGCACGCCACUUCCCUGCGCAUGAGCGGGAAGACUUGGUUCGCCAGUUAGAGAAGGCCUGUCUACAGAUGGAGGACAUGGAGAAUAACAUGAAGGCUCUGACAGACGAGCUGCAGGACGUGAAGGCAGAGCGCAACGUGUUCAAGGAGAAGGCGGACCGGCUCAACGUGGAGCUCAACCACGUCCUGCGCGGCCAUGAGGCACGCAUCAUCGACGUGGACGCCCUCUGCAUGGAGAACAGGUAUUUGCAUGAACGUUUCAACCAAGUGCAAGAGGAGGUGAACCUGCUGAAAUCGAACAUCAUGAAGUACAAGACGGCUCUUGAGAGGAGGAAAAAUUCCAACACGUGUGGGAAAUCAAACAACAGCGGCCUCACCGGUGUCCUCUCCGCCAAACAAGUUCAGGAGCUGCUGUUGGAGGAGCAGGGCUGCAGUCUGCCAGCCACACCUCAGUCCAUUGCAGACCUGAAGUCACUAGCCACCGCUCUGCUGGAGACCAUCCAUGAGAAGAACCUGGUCAUCCAGCACCAGAGACACACCAACAGGAUUUUAGGGAACCGCGUUGCAGAGCUGGAGAGGAAGUUGAAGACCUUGGAGGUGUCCGGACUGUGGAGUCUUCCAGGGACACGAAACAACGGUACCAUGAGCGAAAGCCUGCAACCAACGCUUCAUCCAAUCGACGCCACACCUCAGCCAAAUGGGCAGCCCAAUGCUCAGCCAACCAAAGAUGACAAAACAGAUAUUGCACAAGCGUCAUCGAGGGAAUGCCGCACAGCUGGCGGAAACCUUGGCGCAGAUGGCAUUGGCAGGGUUGACACCCUUACACUGUACAGCCACACCGAGCCUCAAAAGGGGGCGGAGACUAAUGUGACUGACGGGAGAGGGGCGGAGUCCCUCACAGAGACACAGGUGGUGUUAGAGCUGGAGAAAGGACAGAGUCCCGUGGAAGAGGAGGGACAUGAGGUAGAAGGGGGUGAAGAUGAAGAACUAAGCUCUACGGUGGAGGAAGGAGAGGAAGCGGCCUUGGCAUUGGACACUCCACACCAGGAGAGAGAGUCCGACAUGGAAUGGGUUUCUAAGUUGCAGGCGUCUAUCAGCUGCGCACAGGAGGUGGGUGAUCUGCCAUGCCAACGCCAGGAUGAGGAGUCAAAUAAUAAUAAUAACAAUGAACCUGGGACUGAGCAUACUUCAAUUUCACUUCCUAUACACAAGAACUGCGACUUGCCCAGCACAGAAAGAUGGGAUAUCCACUCUCCGUCAGGGCAGAGUGACUCCUGCCACAGUGGCAACUUUGCAUAGUCUGACAUCACUGAAAGAUGCUGCUGGGCUUUUCCAAUCUCUCUCCAAAUCCCUUUUUAUUGAUGAUCGCAUAAAUACUCCCCAGGUGCAUUCCUACAACACGGCCACAACUCACAGGCUCCCUCUUCCAGGCUUGGCGGUUCUGUUUUUGUUGAUGCAACAAAGCAAGAGAGUCAGAGAGAGAGAGAGAGAGAGAGAGAGAGCUUUUUCAGCCACCUCAGUGCCUGAGGUGCCCUUGGCUUGUUGCUGUUGAAGAACAAUCUUGAAAUCAGUCCAGUUGCAAACUUCAUGCCCCAGAGGAGGAAUUUAGCUUAGAAAAUAUCAACUAUAGCAGCUUCCCUUAUAUCGCCCCAUACUCCGCUCAUCCCUUCCCCAGCGAUAAGAUAAUCCCAAAUGUCUGCGCUCUUCUUUAUCUUCUGAAGGGUGCCAAUAAACAAAGUGCUGUAUUUUUUUUUUCAAAUUACCCUUCCAGUGAUUUUUGAACCCGGAUACUUAAAGGUGCUAUGUGUAAUUCUACCUAAAAUCUGACCUCUGACGCCAAGUGAUGCAAAUAACAACAAUAAAUCAAAGCAAGCAAGACAAACCAAUUCGGAUAGAAAGGUCACAGGUGCACAGCACGUUUGCCAACAUCAGCCGGAAGAGUUGUGUGUGUGUGUGUGUGUGUGUGUGUGUGUGUGUGUGUGUGUGUGUGUGUGUGUGUGUGUGUGUGUGUGUGUGUGUGUGUGUGUGUGUGUGUGUCCGGCUCCUCUGCUUUUGAAUGUGAAUAUCAGGAGCGCAGGGGGAACUUGAAUGGUUUCCUUUAUUCCAGUCACUACGAUUUGGCAACAUUAGUUUAACCACACCUGGUCAUAUUAUGCUUCAAGAAAGCAAAAAUAUUACACAUAGAACCUUUAAAGCAAUGAAUGUGAUGUGUAUGAGAUGGAUAAAGAAUUGGUUCUAUUAUCUAUACAUGCCUUGAUGUUAGAUUCAGAGACUGCGUUGUCAUUACUUUACUUGUACGACUCACAAAUCAGCCUUUUUCUCAUGUUCACUAUUAGAGAAUGUUUCCCUGUUUAACUGCGUGCCUUUUGCUUGUGAAAAUGUAGAGUCGAGGUAUUUCUAAAUCUUGAAAUGGUUUAAAUGCAUAAACCCGA